UAACAUGAGUGACAACGAGAAAGAUUUCCGAGAGCAGGUGAGUUUUUAUUGCAAGAAAAGAGAUGCUUGAUUGACGGUAAGCUAGCUAAAGCUAGUUAGCUUGAUUGUUUGCAGCUGUCGUGUAUCUGCGAACGGUUAAGUAUGAAACAAAGAAAAAAAGUUAAGAGAAUUUUUUUAAUGUGUGAGAGACUGCAAUUUAUUUUGUGGCUAUUUGCAUAUGUUUAUCUAUAAACGUAUUUAAGUGUCGAUGUCUCGUCAAUAUCGGUCAUAAUUUCUAAGCUAAGCCAUGCGGCCUGCUAACCAUGGCUUUCGGAAACGGUGGUUUGCCGCCAGGGUUAGUUUACUUCAUUCAUAUUGAUUUACGCCAUAAAUUGAAUAAAACUCGAUUACUGCCAAGAUUUAUAAGGUAUUUUGUAACUUAAUAUCGAGCAAUGUUAGUGUUCAGCUUUCUAUGAUUAAUAAAUUAAGACAUUCAAUAUGCUAACUUAAUUUUGUUGUUUUCCUGGUUUUGUUGUUUUUCUUUGCACAUUUUGGUAUAAACAGAAACCAACAUGCCUUAUCAUCCUUGUUUGUUCUUUGUCAAGGUUAAGGUUGGAAGAAAGAAAAGGCGGAAGAAGUUUUUUAUGUUUGAAGCUGAUGGUGUUGAUGCAUGCUAAUGUAUUGGAUGCUGAAAAGAGGCGAUCAAGAUCUGACCCCACUUCUAGUGUUGUAAUGGCAGAUGGUAAAAGGGGGAAGAGGAAGAGGAAAAAGAAGUCAGAAUUUCAAACGGAAGAAAGAAGAAAUGAAGGGUUGUUAUGAAGUAAUGAAGUAAAAGAAGUUAUGAAGUUAAGAUCAGAAGUAUACAUGGGUAUGGGUAAUUUCUCAACAAUAUGCUAUGUUAUUACUCUUUCACCCUGUUUCUUUCUCCUUAGCAUGCUCGAUUUAUUUCCCUUCUCUAUCAGACAUCACUGAUCAGUCCCUCCAUUAUUUAAAUUCAGUUUUAUACUGUUUUGUCGGCUGAAUAUACAUUUUUGUUUUAAAUAUUUGAUGCAGUAUAUAUUUUUAUUUAAACUAUUUCAAAAUAGUAUCAAAGCUGCUAAUGGCCAUACCAUGGUGAACUCCUUCUGAAAGAGGCAUUCAGGCGGUGAGCGUCAUCACCUCCUGUCCCUUUUAGUUUUGUGUAAUCUCUUGGCUGUAGAAUGCUUCUGACCCCAGUCUCUGGUGUGCCCAGGACUCACGGGGUGGCUCAAGGAGUGCGUCCCCCCGGGGCUCAGGCAAAUCCACCAGUCGUUCCCCGGCACGUUCAAAAGAUGGCUCCAGAAGGUCACGGUCCAGAUCUCGUUCGCGAUCCAGAUCCAAGUCCAGGUCCCGUUCCCAUCGGAGCUCACGAAGGCACUACUCCCGUUCUCGAUCUCGUUCCCGCCGCCGCCGUUCUAGGAGUCGAUCACGUAGCUCAGACUACCGUCGACGAAGGAGCCAUAGCCGUUCCCCAAUGUCCAAUCGCCGCAGGCACAUUGGCAACCGGGGCAACCCUGACCCUAGCACUUGCCUUGGUGUGUUUGGUUUGAGCCUUUACACCACUGAGAGGGACCUCAGGGAGGUUUUCUCGAAGUAUGGCCCACUGAGCGAUGUUAAUAUAGUGUAUGACCAGCAGUCGCGCCGCUCCAGGGGAUUUGCUUUCGUCUACUUUGACAACUGUGAAGACGCUAAGGAGGCCAAGGAGCGAGCUAACGGCAUGGAGCUUGAUGGGCGCAGAAUCCGUGUGGAUUUUUCCAUAACCAAACGAGCGCACACCCCCACUCCUGGAAUAUAUAUGGGACGCCCAACAUAUGGUGGCGGUGGUGGUGGUGGUGGUGGAGGAGGAGGAGGUGGCGGCGGCGGUGGCAGCAGCGGCGGUGGGGGUGGUGGUGGUGGAAGUGGUGGUUCAUCACGCCGCUCCAGGGACUACGAUAGAGGGUACGAGCGGGGCUAUGACAGAGGAUACGACCGUGACUAUGAUCGUUAUGAUGACCGCGAGUAUCGGUCAUACAGACGCCGAUCGCCAUCCCCGUACUACAGCAGAGGAUACCGCUCACGAUCUCGAUCCUACUCGCCUAGGCACUACUAA
Molecule: messenger RNA, 2086 nt
Organism: Menidia menidia (Atlantic silverside)
Lineage: Eukaryota; Metazoa; Chordata; Actinopteri; Atheriniformes; Atherinopsidae
Source: the annotation of a GenBank genome assembly